ACCGCCAGGUGGCAGUAUAAGACUAGGAAUAUCAUCAAAGAGGGAAGCUGAGGUGGAACUGGGUACUGCGCAUGCGCGGUUUUGUAACCAGAGUCCAAAGUUGUGCAACGAGCUUCCAUGAGUUCCGAAGGCUCAUCCUUGCAGGUCCAUGCGGUCCGGUUUGGCCCGGGUCAGGAGCUGCUGGGACGUCUGCAGGCGUUUGUAGAGGAGAGGCGGCUGCGGGCCCCCUUCAUCAUCACCUGUGUGGGCAGCGUCACCAAGGCAACGCUCCGUCUGGCCAACGCUACGGCAGAAAACGCAAACAAGGUGAUCCACCUCAGCGGGCGCUUUGAGAUUGUCUCGCUGGUCGGCACCCUGAACCCGCCUGCUCACCUCCACGCCAGCCUGUCGGACGCAGAGGGCAGGACGGUUGGCGGCCACGUUCUGGGAGACCUGGAGGUGUUCACCACAGCUGAGGUGGUCAUCGGCGAGGCGUCGGACCUGCUGUUCACCAGACAGAUGGACCAGCAGACAGGUUUCCCUGAGCUGGUGGUUCAGCUGAAGGAGUCCAUCUGAAGGGUUUUGUUGAAUUUACUCUUUACUUUUUUUUUUUUUAUGAGAUUAGAGUCCAUAAUGUGGCCAACGUGCAACAAUUCCAACCCUUCCUUCAUAUCAGUUUUCAAAUCAAAGUCUAAACCUGACUGUACUUCAUGAGAUAACAGUAAAAUGUGCCCACAAAAAUCUGCUUCUGCAAUUACAGAGCUGUGAAUAAAUUUGCAAAUGUUUCAAGUUUUACACAUCUUAUUUUAUAAAAGAAUUCCAAUUAAAGUUUCUGACAUUAUGUCCUUUAAAUCCACAGGGCAAGUAAGUUCUUACAGCUCCUCCCUCUUUCAUUCGGGGCCGCCACAGUAGAUCUCAUAUUGAUUUUUGGCACAUGUUUUACAUCAGAUACGUUGAGGCAGCUUCAUGGCACAGGAGGUCUUGAACUGGAACCUUCUAUUUUGGAAGUAAGCGCACAAACUGCUUGUCCAUCACGCUGCCUGAAAACAGCUCUACAAUAUGACAUAAAUGAAAAUAUCAAAGCCAAAAUCAGUCAUUAGGAAACACAAACACUAUGGUGCUGUACGGUGAAUCUAUCUGGAGUAGGCGCGUCUCUAAAACUGAAUGCAAGAAGGAGGCUAGUGAGGGAAGCCACCAAAAUGCCCAGACAAAUCUGGGCAUCUGGGCUUCUGUGAGUGUGGAGAAAUUGUGCAUCGUGCAACUUUUGUCUGUUGCAUCACCAGUCAAAGAUUGAUGGUGAAACAGAGAAGGAUUUAAAUAAAACAGAAAAGGAAAGGGGGGGAGGUGGAGGUGGAUAAAAGCAUUAAAUCUCAGCUCAAGCCAUCCAUGUGCCUUCUGGCAAACCUUAGCUGAAAUUUUGCAUCUCAUUUUAAAGAAAAUCUAAGUUCCAUUCCACUGUCAAUCUGCAUAACUGGUGAUGCAGUUUCUCCAAUCACAGCCACAAAGGCCUGUAACUCAUUCAGCAUGAGUGUCUUGGUGGCUUUCCUCGCCAGUCUCUUUCUUACACAGUUAACCUAGUUUUUGAGCCCACACUGUUUGUAUUUCUUAUUUUUUGAUGGAAAUUAAGUCCAAGAAAGUGCAGAUUUGUGUCAAUCAAAGACUGACCAGUAGAUCGAGAGCCUUUUGGCUCAGCUCCAUUAUCGUCACAGUACGUUAGAGCAAAUACAACACCUUCCCUGCUGCACUGAUUCUCCGGCCAAUCUCACACUCCAUUGUCCCCUCAUUGUACAAGACCCCAAGGUACUUGAACUCCUACUUGGGGCAAGACCUCGUUCCC
Thalassophryne amazonica is the source of this 1816-nucleotide messenger RNA. RefSeq names its product bifunctional protein GlmU-like. The record is from RefSeq and is a predicted model, not a curated record. The transcript is spliced from 3 exons. The coding region runs from base 118 to 555 and encodes 145 amino acids. Lineage: Eukaryota; Metazoa; Chordata; Actinopteri; Batrachoidiformes; Batrachoididae.